This is a messenger RNA of Ambispora leptoticha, 216 nucleotides long. NCBI's taxonomy places the organism in Eukaryota, Fungi, Glomeromycota, Glomeromycetes, Archaeosporales, Ambisporaceae. The record is from the annotation of a GenBank genome assembly.
AUGUCGUUCCACGGUUCAUUAGCACGUGCUGGCAAAGUCAAAUCGCAAACUCCAAAAGUAAAAAAGAAGCGUGAAGAAGAAUCAGAAAUCAGAAUCAGGAAACCAAAAGUCGGACGUGCCAAAAAACGAAUCUUAUAUAAUCGACGAUUUGUUAAUAAGACCAGCAUUGGUGGAAAGAGAAGAAUGAAUCCUGCUCCUACCUCUGAUAAACCUUAA